AUUAGUUAAGCAAAAAAAUAAAAAGUUGUAAAAAAUUAGGGAUAAGGAAAGAAAAUCUCAAAAUCUCUUCUUCAAGGCCGUCUCGUCAGAUUUCUUUUUCAUUUUUCUUUUAACGUUUGGUUUCGUCUCUAAUCCAUUAUCUUCCUUAAGAAAAAAAAAAUUCAGCAAAAAAAAAAGAGAAAAAAAUAGUGAAUCAAGCUGUCUCGUAGCAGUCUUUAUAGAUCAAACGAUAAUCGAAUCCAACGACCCAUUUUUUUUUUUUUUGGGUCUGAUUUCGUCUCUCUUUGUUCUUUUCACCUUUUUUUUUUGUUUUGGUUUUGUCUCUUCCGUUUCAUUUUGUGUUUCUUCAAUCUGAUCUAAAGCUUUUGUCUGAAAAAAAGUGUCAGACUUUCUAUGAAGAUGUUGUUGGUCAAUGGGUGAUUUUUAGUUUGUGUUAAAGCAGAAGCAUAAGAUUACUUGGUGAAUCGAUUACAAUUUUGAUUUGAUUCAGAUAUUUGAAGGGUUCUUACUAGAAUUUGAAUUGGGGAUCUUUGAAUUUCGAUCAGGCUUUUAGAGAGGUAGGGAACAUUGAAUUGAGAUCUGGGUCAACUUUUGGUUUUGUUGGGGAUUAGUUGUUUUAAGAGAUCGAAGAAAGGAGGAAGCUUUUUGAUUUGGUAACGAUGGAUCGUGUGGUUGGUGGUAAGUAUAAGCUUGGACGUAAACUUGGAAGUGGAUCAUUUGGUGAACUUUUUCUAGGGGUUAAUGUACAAACUGGAGAAGAAGUUGCUGUGAAGCUUGAACCUGCGAGAGCUAGACAUCCUCAACUUCAUUAUGAAUCAAAGCUUUAUAUGCUUCUUCAAGGAGGAACUGGUAUUCCACAUCUAAAAUGGUAUGGGGUUGAGGGUGAAUACAACUGUAUGGUGAUUGACCUUUUGGGUCCGAGUAUGGAGGAUUUAUUUAAUUAUUGUAGUCGGAGGUUCAAUCUAAAGACGGUUCUAAUGCUCGCAGAUCAAAUGAUCAAUAGAGUUGAGUAUAUGCAUGUCCGGGGAUUUCUUCAUCGUGACAUAAAGCCUGAUAACUUUUUGAUGGGUCUUGGACGCAAAGCGAACCAGGUGUACAUCAUUGACUACGGACUUGCAAAAAAGUAUAGAGAUCUCCAAACUCAUAGACACAUUCCCUACAGGGAAAACAAGAAUCUUACUGGAACAGCUCGAUAUGCAAGUGUUAACACUCAUCUUGGAAUUGAGCAAAGUAGGAGGGACGAUCUGGAAUCUCUUGGCUACGUGCUUAUGUAUUUUCUUCGAGGAAGUCUUCCUUGGCAAGGCCUUCGUGCGGGUACCAAAAAACAGAAGUAUGACAAGAUCAGCGAAAAGAAAAGGCUUACACCUGUAGAGGUUCUCUGUAAAUCCUUUCCACCUGAGUUCACAUCAUACUUCCUCUAUGUACGAUCAUUGCGGUUUGAAGACAAACCAGAUUAUCCAUACCUAAAGAGGCUUUUCAGGGAUCUCUUUAUUCGAGAAGGUUAUCAGUUUGACUAUGUAUUUGAUUGGACAAUCUUGAAGUAUCCACAGUUUAGUUCGGGCUCCAGCUCUAGCUCCAAGCCAAGAUCAAGCCUGAGACCAGCUAUGAAUCCUCCAGUACCAAUUGCCGAAAGACCAGAUAAACCUUCAGGUAAGCCCAACUCAAUAACCUUCAUCUUGCCUAAGUUUCCGUGUAUCUUUUCGUGUGUGCUUCUGCUUCUUUGCUUCAUCAAACAGUUUCCCUAUACUUGCAAAGCUAGGCGCUAAUCAAGUGCUUUAUGGCCACCUAGGAGCCGAUUAGUUUCUGUCUUUUCUUUUUCUUCAUUUUGCUAUAAGAAAGGUUCAUCAAUUUUAUAUGAAUGUCUUAAGUGGAUGUCAAGGCCUAUUCGUCUGUUGAUUUUCUGUUAAUUGACUCGCUGGAGCUGGGCAAGACAGUCGAGAUAGAUUCUCAGGUGCUUUAGAGGCAUAUGCUAGAAGAAAUGGCUCAGGAAGCGGUGUGGUACAAGCUGAUCGAUCUAGACCAAGAACCUCAGAGAAUGUAUUAGCAUCGUCAAAGGAUACAACACCACAAAACUAUGAGAGAGUCGAAAGACCAAUCUCUUCAACAAGACACGCAAGUUCUUCAAGAAAAGCUGUUGUAUCGAGCGUACGAGCCACUUCUUCAGCUGAUUUCACAGAGAACCGCUCUAGCAGAGUUGUCCCAAGCAAUGGCCGUUCCUCAACCGCUCAGAGGACUCAGCUCGUCCCUGACCCAACCACUAGACCGUCAUCUUCUUCUUUUACCCGAGCUGCGCCGUCGAGGACUGCUCGUGACAUCACGCUCCAGAGCUUUGAGCUACUCACCAUAGGGAAUGGAAAGAGGAAGUGAGAGGCUUGGCUUUAUCGUGAGCGUGUUGGAGGACACUGCGACAUUUUAAUGGAUGGAGACUUUGUUUUUAUUUCACGAAAUUAUCGGUUUCCUAAUUUAAGGAAUAAAUCGAACAUCAUUUGAUUACAAAUUAUAUGUGAUAAAGUAUAUGGUUUUAACUUGUUAAGCUCAUCACUAAAUUCCAUGUGUUUUAUCAAGUACUAAUGAUUCAAAUGAUCCAUAUGGAUCCAAUGGAAGCAUUAGACGGAUGCUGGAAAUACAUACCAUUGUUUACCGUUGAGAG
Messenger RNA from Arabidopsis thaliana (thale cress), 2650 nucleotides. It is a transcript of the gene ckl8, whose product is annotated as casein kinase I-like 8. Gene Ontology annotation, molecular function: ATP binding; protein serine/threonine kinase activity; protein serine kinase activity. The transcript is spliced from 14 exons. Lineage: Eukaryota; Viridiplantae; Streptophyta; Magnoliopsida; Brassicales; Brassicaceae. The coding region runs from base 660 to 1766 and encodes 368 amino acids. Gene Ontology annotation, cellular component: cytoplasm; plasmodesma. The record is from RefSeq and is marked reviewed.